Molecule: messenger RNA, 3418 nt
Organism: Ruditapes philippinarum (Manila clam)
Lineage: Eukaryota; Metazoa; Mollusca; Bivalvia; Venerida; Veneridae
Exons: 8
Coding region: 142-1449 (435 amino acids)
Source: RefSeq, a predicted model, not a curated record
GACCUACUUUUAAUUGGUAAUUGCUUAUCCGUAAAAAUAUCAAUGUAUAAUUAAACGUAUUUAAAACAUUAGCUCAGACAAUGCAAGGGAAAGUGUUUAUGGAAUAUUAUAAAUAAAUUACUUAAAUUCUGUGAUUUGACAAUGGAGUUUUCUUUUGCAUUAACUUUAUUUUUUCUAGUGAUUGCUGACUCCAAAUCUCAAGAAAUGACGCCAUGGGGCAGCGUUCAAAUUUCAACAUGUGACGUCCCUCUGUUUGAUACUCCAUUUUCCAUCUGCUGUUACACCGAAAAUCUACCAAACGAUACAAUAAUCUAUUUCUCGAACAAUUUUGGUCACGUGGCCAAAAUAAAACCACAAUGUCGUUAUGGCGUAGAACAACAUUCUGAUAAUAUGACGUCAAAUUGCAAAUGGAUUGGAAAUAUGAAGGUGUAUUAUCUUACGAUACAUGGUAAAUUUCUACAAGACUAUGCAGACGUUACUUUCGAAUGCGGUUACUUUGUCAGAAAAAGAGAAUUGAAAAUAACUGUCCUAGAUAAUCAUACCACAAGUGUUUUCUUACCUGGUUCAAGUCCUGUGUUGUAUUUCAAGUUACAAAAUGGUUUGGCAAGUAACAUAAGAUUAUACCUACUCCAGACUAACGUCACACUACUAGAAGUCGAUCAAGAAAACAACGUGAAUUACCAUGAUAAUGACGUAACGUUCAACGGAAAUGUUCAUCAAAACAACUUCUCCGCAAAAAUUCUAAACUUACAAAGACAAAGAAACGGGACAUAUGUCUGUGAAUACACCAUUGAUGAUGACACCACUAUGCGAGACGGCAUAACUGUUGUCGUUCUAAGAAAACCAAAGGCGCCGGAAAUCAGAAAUACCACGUGGGAAGUUUUUGGAAAUGGAAUAUCAGGCACUCUAACUUGUGAGGGUACUUCUGAUUUCGCCGCUCCACCUUUCUACAAACCUGCUAUAGCAGCCAAUUUAAUGACUGAAUGGAUCAUACCAUCCGAAAACUAUUGGAAAAACAUUAGUUACUUUUCAUCAAUCAAUGGAUCCUCAGCUAACAUAUCAUUUUUUGAUUGUAAGGAAUAUUUGAUGCCGAUAUAUUGCAAAGUGUCAGAAAAGUCGCUUGUUUCGGACAAAAGCAUUGGGUUUGACCCUGAAAUUAUGUGUUCGGAAUUACGGUCGGCUGAAGAGCAUAAAGAAAUUGUUUUUUUAAUUGUGCUUGGUGUUACAAUGCUUUUAAUGAUUGCUUUUUCUGCAACAGUAGCAUUUCUGAAUAGAAAGAGAAUUCAAGCAUGGAGGCGGCAAAAAAUACCUUCUCUAAUAGACGGAUUACCCUCUGAGCGAGAUUUUCGUUCGGACGAAGUGCAACAAGCAUUGGAACAAAUUGCAAUGGAGGAGUCCAGACAGAAAUAUGAGUUACACGGCGGGCAGAGUACAGGUAGUGUUAUCUAAGUACUAUAAAGAUUUUGAUAGAUUAACCAAACUUUUAUAUAGGUGUUAUAUACGGUGGCGCAGAGGUGACAUUUGUGCAUUUUUAUCUCGUGCCCAGGAGAUACUAUGUCGUGCGCACGAGUAACUAAGUAGUGCGCAGGAGAUAAUUAAGUGGUGCGCACGAGAUACUAUGUCGUGGCCUCAAGUUACUAAGUCGUGUGCACGAGAUAAUUAAGUUGAGCGCACGAGAUAAAUAAAACACAAACAUGUCACCUCUGUGUCACCGUAGUUAUAGGCAGUGCUCGAUAAUUCAAAGAACUUUAUUCUCAAAUUAGUAAUUGACAUAUUCACCAAACUUUGAUACAGUUGAGUUCAAGUGUUUUUUGUUUUGGUAUCAAUAAAGAUUUUUGUUUAUGAGAAAGAAUAUGUGCACAACUUCCAUUUCAUGUUACGUAAUACAUUUUGUAAUAAGAUUACAUUGUUUGUUAGCUAAAAUAACUGACAGCUGAGUAAGACGGGAUAUAGUGAAAUAGACUUGACCAAUAUUUGGGGAGUUUUUCCCGCCUUCUCCCUGUCUGUAAGGCGUAAAUAUAUUGUUUGUUUUACUGCAAUUAUCACUGUUCUAUCUCUAGUCAUCGUACAUAUUAAUGUAAAAAGGAUAAAGACAUUACACAAACACCAAAGCAAUCAAUCUUUAUCAUAUUAUUUACAUUAAACAUCUUAUUUUUCUUAUAACCCUAUAUUUGGCGAAAUUAUCGGCGUGAAUCCUCCAUAAAGCAUACAACUAUAGAUCUGUACAAGCAAAACAGUUUCUGUUAACAUCAGCACAAAUUGAGAAGCACAAAUUAUUUAUCAGCACAAAUUAUUUAAUAUCUUUUUAUCAGCACAAAUUAUUUAUCCAUUGCGUUCAAAAAUCAGCACAAAUGUUAUAUCAAAACAGAAAACAGCAAAUCUUUCCAGCAGUCCUAUAUUCAUACAUAUUAAACCGCGCUUAUAUUACUAUUUUAUGUUAAUACUUUGUUGACGCCGCAAAAUAGCGAUAUGGCACCUUUUAUAGCAAAACAGAAACAAAAGAGGGCCCCGAAAAAAAAUCGUGACCCCUCUCUAAUAAAUAAAGCUUGGACGAAGCUGAUGGCUCGUUGCAGCUGAGCGCUGAUACCAUCCCCUCUGGAAGGAUAUUAUUAGAUUCACGCCGGUAACAUCUUGCUGGAGUGCAAAGAAUCUGUCUCUUAGCCUAGCUUAAGGUGAUUCCGCUUUGUCAGCCGUGUUUGUUUUCACUAAGUUGGUCCUAAGUGAAAGUAGGCCAAAAUUUAUAUAACAAUAAAGCUCUCAAUGUAAAAUGAUUAACCAUUUGAAAAUACACUUCCAGGUCUAUGUUUUAAAGACUAUUAUUUCAGGUGUAAGUUUGGCUGGGUGGGGAUAAUUAUAAAUUGCUGUCAGUCACAUAGGAACUCUGAGUUAGGACCGCCUAUUGCGGCGCAUAAAUCCGAAUCCGUACAGACUUUACAUAUUGUUCGUCCGACCUUUGAAUUUCUUUUCAUAUUAUGCGAGCGUGUGGUCUUUAAUUAUCUUAUCUUAAUUUAAUAUAAUCUGCUAAUUUAAAUAUCAGUCAAAUUUACGGUAUAUUGAAAAAGAAAAGGAGUGAAAUCUGCAUUAACCGCAACGUUCGGCGUAAGUUAUUCCCCUUGAUAUGCUUGAUUUUUGUUUUAAUUUUUCUAGUACUCUCUUUUGUCACUCAAUACAUGGAAAACGUUCACAUUUCCUAGUAAUGAAUACCAGAUGAGUCGCUAAAAUAUUUAUCUAUGGAUCAUGUUUUAAUAUUCCUUUUUUCAGUAAGGCAAAAUCAGUUGGACCAUAUUACUAAAGUGUCUGUUUUCCCCAUGUUAGCAAAUAAAAACACGAAUACGCCCGUUAAAAUGCCGCUUAUACAUGUCAACACGUGUAAACAAUAAACCGUGAACGUUAUAUCCAGCCGAUACCACAGGCACGA